Rhodamnia argentea is the source of this 787-nucleotide messenger RNA. RefSeq names its product SNF2 domain-containing protein CLASSY 3-like. The transcript has a single exon. The record is from RefSeq and is a predicted model, not a curated record. Gene Ontology annotation, biological process: gene silencing by siRNA-directed DNA methylation. The coding region runs from base 18 to 488 and encodes 156 amino acids. Lineage: Eukaryota; Viridiplantae; Streptophyta; Magnoliopsida; Myrtales; Myrtaceae.
GAAAAGAGAUUCUACACAUGCAUGGGAGCCUGGAUCUGAGGGAACGUCAGCGUUUGAUUGGAGAAUUCAACAACCGACAGAGCCAAGCAAGAGUAAUGUUAGCUUCAACUAAGGCUUGCUCUGAGGGCAUAAGUCUAGUCGGAGCAUCGAGAGUUGUCUUGCUAGACGUGGUUUGGAAUCCUUCGGUGGAGAGGCAAGCAAUUAGCCGCGCGUUCAGAAUUGGCCAGGAGAAGGUAGUCUAUACAUACCAUCUGAUCACGAAGGGAACCACGGAAUGUGACAAGUACCGCAAUCAGAUGGAGAAAGAGAGAUUGUCUAAGCUGGUUUUCUCCCCAACGGACAAGGAAAAUGGUGAGAGAAGAAAAUCCAGUGGGGUUGCCGAAGACAGGAUAUUGGACGAGAUGACUUCCAGCCAAAACUUCAUGGAUUUGUUUGAUCAGAUACUUUACCAGCCAAAGGAUUCCGAUGCAGUCGAGAACUGCGACUGAGGCCAUCCCACCACUGGUUUGUGUAAGUGUGACCAGCAGCUUGAUCUGAAGUUGAGACCUGGUAUCUUACGGCCGUUAAUAGUUAGUGCAAAAGAAGUUGCAGUAUCACUUUGUUAGGUCUUGUGCUUACUGUCGUAACCAACGAGCUGAAACUACAAUCAAUCAUCUGAUUAAGCAAUGUUCUAGGGAUGGAUUUCCUUCUCAUUUCUCCCCUCUGCUGAUUCUUCUCUUUUGUGAUCCUCUCCAAACUCUGCUUCAUUAAUUCGGAUUGCAACAGUUCUACUUUAUCUAGUCUUUUU